GCGGAGCGGCCCCUGGCGGUGCGCGAGCGCUUCCGGGGCGCGGGGCGGCUGCGGCGGCGGCUCUGCGGCGCUGAGCGAUGGAGCAGGCGGAGGAACCGCCCGGCACCCUCUCAGGGAGCGGGAGCAGCCACGAGGUGGACAUCAUCGAGAGCCUGGCGACGUCCCUGCCGCCACCACCGCCGUCCCCGCCACCGUCUCCCGGCCUGGGCUGGCCCUGGGGGGCGGCGGCGGGCGCCCGCAAGCCCUACAAGUGCACCGAGUGCGGCAAGGCCUUCGGGCAGAGCUCGCACCUCAUGCGGCACCGGGGCACCCACACGGGCGAGAAGCCCUACAAGUGCGGCGCCUGCGCCAAGAGCUUCGCCCAGCGCUCCAACCUGCUGCAGCACCAGCGGGCCCACACCGGCGAGAAGCCCUACGCGUGCGGCGCCUGCGGCAAGCGCUUCGGCUGGAGCUCCAACCUCAGCCAGCACCGGCGUCUCCACGCCGGCCUCAAGCCCUUCCAGUGCGGCCAGUGCGGCAAGCGCUUCGGCGAGAGCGCCCGCCUGCUCGAGCACCAGCGCACCCACACCGGCGAGAAGCCCUACCGCUGCCCCGACUGCGCCAAGACCUUCGGCCGCGGCUCCCACCUCGCCCGCCACCGCCGCCUCCACGCCGCCGAGCGGGGCGCCGGCCAGAGCGCGGCCCUGGUGCUGCGCCGCGGCACCCGUGGGCUCUGAGCGCCCCACCGGGGCGGCAUGGCCGGGCCUCCCGCGGGAGCCGCCGGGAUGGGCUUCGGCCCUCUCGGCACCUGUUGCCGGCUUGCGGAGAGCCCACAUGGGCAAACGGACGUGGCAUCAGGGGCAAACGUGGACAUGAAGACCUGGGGAUGGUCUGUGACGUGGCCAGCGGCCACCACGACCCUUCUGCAGUAGCCACAGGGACAUGGUUCAGCUCCAUCAGCACCAUCAUUGGCUUGCAGAUGACCCACGUGGGCAAACGGACGUGGGAUCGGGGACAAAUGUGGACAUGAAGACCUGGGGAUGGUCCAUGACAUGGCCAACGGCCACCACGGCCCUUCUGCAGUAGCCACAGGGACGUGGUUCAGCUCCAUCAGCACCAUCAUUGGCUUGCAGAUGACCCACAUGGGCAAACGGACGUGGGAUCAGGGGCAAACAUGGACAUGAAGACCUGGGGAUGGUCCAUGACGUGGCCAACGGCCACCACGGCCCUUCUGCAGUAGCCACAGGGACGUGGUUCAGCUCCAUCUGCACCAUCAUUGGCUUGCAGAUGACCCAUGUGGGCAAACGGACGUGGGAUUGGGGACAAAUGUGGACAUGAAGACCUGGGGAUGGUCUGUGACGUGGCCAACGGCCACCACGGCCCUUCUGCAGUAGCCACAGGGACGUGGUUCAGCUCCAUCAGCACCAUCAUUGGCUUGCAGAUGACCCACGUGGGCAAACAGACAUGAGGUCAGGGGCAAACAUGGACACGAAGACUUGGGGAUGGUCCAUGACGUGGCCAACAGUCACCGCGGCCCUUCUGUGGUAGCCAUGGGGACGUGGCUGGCUGAACUGGCACCUGUCACUGGCUUGUGGCAAGCCCACAUGGGCAAACAGAUGUGAGAUGGGGGCAAACAUGGACACGCAGACUCGGGGAUGGUCCAUGACGUGGCCAAUGGCCACCAUGGCCCUUCUGCAGUAGCCACAGGGACGUGGUUCAGCCCCAUCAGCACCAUCGUUGGCUUGCAGACGACCCACGUGGGCAAACGGACGUCAGACCAGGGUCAUAAAGACUCUGGGAGGCUCCACAAUGUGGCCAGCAGCUACCACAGCCCUUCUGCGGUAGCCCCAGCGAUGUGGUUCGGCCCAGCUGGCCCCCAUCGGUGGCUCGUGGAGAGCCUGCGUGGACAAACAGAUGCAGGACCAGGAGAAAACAGGGAUGCAAAGACUUGGGGAGGACCUGUGGUGUGGCCAACAGCAGCCAUGGGCCUUCUGCAGGCGCCACGCAACAUGGUUUGGCCCUGUCAGUGCCUGUCGUUAGCUUGUAGAGAGCCCAUGUGGGCAAACAGACAUGAGAUCGGGGCAAACACGGACACAAAGACUUGGGGAUGGUCCAUGACGUGGCCAAUGGCCACCACAGCCCUUCUGCAGUAGCCAUGGGGACGUGGUCAAUGCCCAGCAUUGGCUUGUGGAGAGCCCACGUGGGCAAACAGAUGUAGGAUCGGGGUCAUAAACACUCUGGGAGGCUCCACAAAGUGGCCAGUGGCUACCCCGGCCCUUUUGUGGUAGCCACGGACGUGGUUGGCCCAGUUGACACCUGUCACUGGCUUGUGGAGAGCCCACAUGGGCAAACAGACGUGAGAUGGGGGCAAACAUGAACAUGCAGACUUGGGGACGGUCCAUGAUGUGGCCAGCGGCCACCACGGCCCUUCUGCGGUAGCCACAGGGAUGUGGUUCAGCCCCGUCAACGCCCAUCGUUGGCUUGUGGAGAGCCCACGGGGGCAAACAGACACAGGAUGGGGGCAGACGUGGACGCGACGUUCGGGGCUGGUCCGUGACGCGGCCAGGGGCCACCGUGGCCCUUCUGCAGUAGCCGCGGGGACGUGGUUUGGCCCCAGCAUCAGCUUGCGGAGAGGCCGCGUGGGCAAACGCGGAUGCAAAGACUCGGGGAGAGAGGGCAACGGCCACCACGGCCCUCCCGCUGUGGCCACGCGGCCGGGGAGCCCCAUUAAAGGCCGAUUCCUAAAAGCAGCGCUGAGAUGGGCUCCACCACCGGGAUUUGUAGGGGAAAAGGGGAGAAAAAAAGGGCACGAACAGGACGAACCAUUUCCUUAAAA
Dromaius novaehollandiae (emu) is the source of this 2815-nucleotide messenger RNA. RefSeq names its product zinc finger protein 696-like. Bases 78 to 716 code for a protein of 212 amino acids. NCBI's taxonomy places the organism in Eukaryota, Metazoa, Chordata, Aves, Casuariiformes, Dromaiidae. Gene Ontology annotation, molecular function: DNA-binding transcription factor activity, RNA polymerase II-specific; RNA polymerase II cis-regulatory region sequence-specific DNA binding. Gene Ontology annotation, biological process: regulation of transcription by RNA polymerase II. The record is from RefSeq and is a predicted model, not a curated record. The transcript has 3 exons.